Molecule: messenger RNA, 1464 nt
Organism: Mycena indigotica
Lineage: Eukaryota; Fungi; Basidiomycota; Agaricomycetes; Agaricales; Mycenaceae
Exons: 3
Coding region: 1-1464 (487 amino acids)
Source: RefSeq, a predicted model, not a curated record
AUGUCCACCGCCACGUUUUGCACCGACGACGUGCCCGACGAGCUGUGGCUCGAAAUCGCCUCCCAUCUUCGGUGCGCACAGCUCCAAACACUUCACCAGCUAGACAAGCGCUUGAGCCGGCUCACCCGCCCCUUGCUCUUCGCCGAGCUCACCUUUUCGCGGACGUUUUGCGCGUCGCCGACGCCGCCGAUCGUUCGAGAGCGGGCAGAAGCGUCUGGGCUUCUGGCUGUCGGAAGAUAUGGCCCAGCUAAGAUUACCACGCAGAUACCGAUCGGUACGGACUUUGUCCUCCCCAGGGCAGACGAACUCGACUUCCUAUCUCGCCGCCUCGUCGAAAGCCUUUCCCACUUUACUGGACUGCGGCGCCUGGAAGUUGACGAUGAAACUCUAUCGAUGGCCGCGAUUAUUGGCAUACAUGGGUUGCCACUGCUGGAGCGCUUGGACCUUACGCGCUGCCAUGUUGAAGACGACGCAAUUGAUCUAUCCCUGGCUGUGACACAAGCGCCGCUUUCCGUCGUGGAGUUGUCCGCGUUCCAGUCCGUUGCCCCAGAGAAGGAGCGGUUCUGGAGCGCGUUUUUCAAUGCCGAUAGCCUGCGUGCUGUCACUCUGAACAUCCAACUUGCUUUCUGGCUCCAGGAUUCGCAAGUGGCACCAGUAUUCCGGCGCACGACUAAACUCACAUUGCUCUAUCUCGCAACCGCCCCCGCUGCAUCGCUGCCCCACGUUCUCGCGAAAUCAUUCCCCGCCCUGCAAGACCUCGGCCUCUUCCCUGCAUCCCCCGCGCCGCGGCCUGAAGAUGAACCAAACGAGUCGACACGGAAUCCCCAUGAAUCCUUGUGUCCCAUUCUACGCACCGCGCUCCUUCCAAUUGCCGGCCAACUGGUGCACCUCCGUGGGUACUACAGCAUCCUGGAACAUUUUUCCAUGGAACCGUGGCGGGUGAGCCACCUCGGCCUGUCGCCGCACCUCUUCUACGCGCUCGACGAUCUUGCUGUGGCCCUCGACCCCUGCGCAACGCUCACGCAUCUCUCGCUGAGUAUAUUCGACGUCGACACGCCGAGUCUGAACGCGACCCUGCGGCUCUAUCCGCGGCUGGAGGCGCUCUACCUGCAUGGCCUGGAUCUCCCACUUCAAAUGCCGAUCUGGACAGAACUGGCCUCGGACCUCGCUCUGCCACCGACGCUGCGCGCACUGCUCGUCAAUACGAAGCGCUGGCCAGACAUCCCCGGAGAAGUGGCAGAAGCCGGCGUCCCGCCGACCGACACCGCGGCGCGUGCGCUGCUGGACGCGUUUGUGGGCCGGUACCCGCAGCUCACGCUCCUCUGGAUCCGCGGACGGGACUUCUUCAUCAUGCGUAGCGGGGAGCGAGGGGCAGACGAGCGCGUCGUGGCCGUGUGCGACGAUGUUGAUGCGGUUAGCGACAAGUACAUCGACUUGUGGAACCGGCAGUCAGAGUUUGUCUAG